Messenger RNA from Myotis daubentonii (Daubenton's bat), 7048 nucleotides. Its product is annotated as KIAA1210 ortholog. The record is from RefSeq and is a predicted model, not a curated record. NCBI's taxonomy places the organism in Eukaryota, Metazoa, Chordata, Mammalia, Chiroptera, Vespertilionidae.
AUGCACUGUGAGGUGGAGAUGGUGGCUAGGCAUUUGGUUAUAGGAAUAUGGAGUUCAGGGAAGAGGUCUAGUCUCAACAGAGAGAUUUUGGAGUCCAGAAUUGUUGAUCCUACUAUGGCUGCAUCACUAAGGAAAGCUUCUGCCAAUCUGGAAGUUCUGGAGGCCAGAGAUGAGGGAAAGAAGAAAUCUAAAUUUAAAGCCUUCAAGAAUUUUUUUGGCAAGAAGAAGAGAAAAGAGCCUGAAGGUAUCCAGAGAAGAGGAAGCAGCUUGAAACCAAGCUCGUCCAACAGCAGCAUCAACAGCUCUUCUCUGAAUCUGGUUCAGGAAGGUCAACAAUCUACAUUUAGGGUCAGGGGAAACAUGAGCAAAUCCCUGUCCCAUGAAAGCGUCUUCAGGUCGAAGUCUGAGCUUGAAAGCCCAGAACGUAAAAUAUACCCCUCUCCAGAGCCCCAGAGUGGCAGAUCUCUGAAGAGAGCUCAUAUUUCCAGAACUCUGUCUAUCACUAGUAGUGUGCAUAGACCUGUUUCUGGAACUCUGCUUGGAGUUAUACCCCAUUACGUGCACAGAAGUGGAAUCUGGAUUGGAGGCUCCAAGAUCACUGAGAUUCCACCACUGCGCUCAUGCCAGUCCAUCAACCCAACCCGGAUACGAUCUGACACAAUCCCUAAGGACUUUGAAGAAAUCUCUGCUGCUGCUGCUGAGUCACCUAAGACCCCACAAAAGGCUUUUCCACCGAUGUUGAAAACGGAGAAGAGCUCCUUUGAGCCCUCAUCUAUACCCAUGCGUGCACAGUCCUUGACAACAUUUGCCACGCUCACCUCUCCCAGCAGUCCCCAGCUAUCCGUUAGUUUCAGCACCCCAGCUACCACCCAGGGCUGUUUGGAUUCUUCAGCUGCUCGACACAAGAUGGCUUUAAACCCCCGAAAACAAAAGAAGUACCUUCAAGCGACUAUGAAGCCAAAGCAGGAGGAGCCAGGCCUCCCACUGGUUUCUGAAGAGAAAACCAAACCAAAAGCAGUUACCCAAAAGAAGCUCAAAGACAGUGCAGGUCCCUCAAGUCAGGAACAGAGCAUCAAAACUGAGAUUUAUAAGACAACAGACCAGGCUGCAAAUGCAGAUGCUGUUGUGAGUCCGGGCUACUCAUGGCCAGCAGCAUAUAGGAGACGGUGUGGAAAAAAAGAAUCAAGUGCUUCAGAAAAGAAUGAGUGUGCAUCCAAAGGAUGGAGCUUUAUACAACUUAGUCGAAGGCCUAGCUUAGGUAAUAGAGCUGGGUACUCAUCUGCUGACAAGAUUGCCAGGGAUAGCCCUUUCUGGCGCUUUUCCUUGGAGAGACAAGUCAUGAAGCAGCCCAGAGCUCCACAAGUAGAAACCACUACUCCUCAUGAGUUGCUUUCAGAUGAAAAUGACAUGAGAAGGAGAAUGGCUGGUUUAGAUUUUAAAACAAGAAAAGCAUCAUUAUCAUAUCUCAGACCUAAAGACAUGAAAGAGUCCAUGGCUAGUGGUCCAUCACAAUGCCACGAAGAUGGAACUAAGAAGUCAGAAACCAUAACUUCUCUUUCAUCAGUGGUGGAAAACCCUUAUACAAGCCAAGAAGUUAUCAUGUUUUCAGCGACAGAGAAGGCUCAGGUGCAUAUGGAUCCUUCUCAUAUUCAGUCAGAAGAGGAUGCUUCCAGCUUUGAUUCAAAAAAUGACCAAUUUGAAAUGAAGUCAGCUCAAGAUAACUCAACUAUCUGCAAAGAAACACCUUCUGAAAAUGUCAUCCAGGCCUUUCCAGCAAGUGUUUUGGAUAUGGCAAGUGCUUUGCCAGAGGGAGGAAUUUCUGUAAAGAGGCUGCCUCCCAGAAGCCUUUCCCAAUCUUUGGAGAAGCCAGAAGCUGAAGAAGUCUCCUCAUAUUCAGACAUUGUUUCAGGGGAGGGCAAAGGUUCUGAACAGAAGCUGGAUCCUGAAUAUUCUUUCCAGUCCAUGAUGAAGUCCAAAGAUGAUCAAGAAACCUUGCCAGAUUCUAACAGUUUUCUUGGGAACUUAUGCAGUUCUCAUGAGCAGCUGGCUCCCAGAUAUGCUUCCCAGGCUUUGGAGGAGCCUGAAGACAAAGUGCCCACAGAAUCAAAUAGGAAUUCUGAAAAAUACAGUAAUCCUAAUGAUUGGAGCAAUUCUGAGGAAGAUAUGCCUCCCAAACAUCCUUCCCCAGUCUUGGGGAUGCCCACAGCCCAACAGGAAAUCUCAGUUUCAAAGAAUACACUUGAGGAGGAGUUGGUUGUAUCUGUGGAGCAGACUCCUCCCAGACACCUUCCUCAGCCCUCUGUGAAGCCAUCUGUUCAGCAGCAACUCGCCUCAGGUUCAGCAAAUGUUUUUUCAGAUUGGGUGUCAACGCCUCCCAUGAACUUUUUCCAUCACUGGCUGAACCCUAAAUCCGAGGAAGAAGCCUCUGCAGGUCCAGACAGCACAGCUGUUAAGGGGAGCAUUUCUAUGGAGCCUCCUUUUCCUAACAUUUUUGCCCAGCCCAUAAUGAACCCAAAAGUUGAACAAAAUGUGUUCUUAGGUUCAGAGGGUGCUGAUAAGGCCAUUUUAAUGGAGAUAACACUCCCUGAAUGCUCAACAAAUCCUCAAGACCAGCAUGUCUUCUCAGAGAACACUGCUGGUAAUAAGGACAUGUUUGUGGAACCCCUGCCUCCAGACUACCCUGUCCAGACAUUGGCAAAACUUAACUUCCAGCCACAGACUAUUUCCAGCAACCCAGCGAGUGCUUCCACAGAAUGGAGCGAUCCUGUGGAGCUGAUGCCUCCCAGACACACAAUGGGCUCCUGGGUGAGCACCAGCUUUGAACAACCCUCUGCAAGUCCAGAGAGCACUGCUGUGGAGUGGGGAAACCCUACAGAGCCACUGCUUCCCAAAAUGCCUUCUCAGUCCCUAAGGAGACCAGUUGCUGAGCAAGAAGUCUUCUCAGGUUCAAUGAGCGCUUCUGAAGAAUGGAGUGGUCUUGUGCAGCUGAAGUCUUCUCUAUACACUUUGCAGCACUGGGUAAGCCCUAAAUUUGAGCAACAAACCAAUGCAGGUCCAGAGCCUUCACAGUGUUGCAUGAAAUCAGUAGUCAAACAACCAAUCUCUGCAGGUCUAAAGAGUGUUGCCAUUGAGGGGGACACUUCUACAGAGAUGCUGCCUCCCAGACAUUGGUCCAUUGUGAGACAUAAAAUCCAGAAAAUGAUGCCAACUUCUGAGAAUGCUGUUGUUGGGUGCAUUUCUGAGAGGCCACUGCCUAUCGAAUAUCCCACCCACUUCUCAAAGCCUAGCAUUCAAGAAAUAUCCUUACAUCCAGAGAACACUGCUGUUGAAGGAGGCAUGUCUAAGAAAUCACUACAUCCCAAGUGUCCUCAGUCAUUUGUGAAAUUUAUGGCACAGCAUGUCUUUUCAGAGAUCCCUAAUAUGGAGGAGCAGGUUUAUGUGGAUCCUCUGUCUUCUAAUCAACCUUCCAAAUAUUUGUUGAAGCCUACAGUUGAGCACCAAGUUUUCUCAGGUUGUGAGAGUGCUGAUAUCGAGGGAGACAUUUCUUCAAAGCUGGUGCCUGCAAAAUGCCCUUUACAGCCCUCGGGGAGGCUUGAAGACCCACAAGGAGUUUUCUUAUAUUCAGAAAAUGCUCCUGUUAAGUGUAGCUAUCCCCAAGAGCAGCUGCAUUCUGGAUACCUUUCCGAGGCAUGGGGGAAGCUUAAGUAUGAGCAAGAAGUCUCCACAGUUUCUGAGAGCUCUCUUAAAGAAUGGAAGAGUUCUGAAGAGCAGCUGCCUUCCAGAUGCCCUAUCCAAGCUGAGGAUGGGGCUGAAUUCCAGCCACAGAUGUCCUCAUCAGGCUCAGUCAGUGUAUCUGUAGAGAGGAGCAGUGCUGAGAAUCGGCUGCCUCCCAGACACCCUUUUCAGGCUUUUGCAGACCCUCAAUAUAAGCAACAAGUUUAUUCAAGUUCCAUGAGUACUGCUGCCAAGGGAAUCAUUGUUGAGAGCAAUCCUAGCAGCCAGGCCCUCCCAAGAGGUCCAGUUUCUCCAAGCAAAACUAGGGGACACAGCCAAGACUCUGAAGACCUCUUUGAGAACAUUUCGACUCCUGAUACCAAAUCUGUGAAGUUCGCCCUUGCUUCUGCCUGGCCACCAUCCACUUCUGGGGACACUUACACUAAGGAGGAUGUUCUUGAGAGUAGUGAUCAAAAUAACGACUAUUCAAAUUUAUCCAACAGUGAGGCUUAUGUUGAAAACCUCUUUGGAAUUCGACUGAAGAGAAUCCCUUCCUUAGAGAAGUACAAGAGUGAGGAACAAAACCAUUCUACCAAGCUUCCUUCACUCUCCUUAGGCCCAGUUUCAUCUUACACAGACAGAGAACCACAAAUCAUAAGUGCUUCCCAAGGGCUCCUGGGCAUCUCCAAGAACCUUACCACAACAUCUGAUAUUGCAGAGAAGCAACAGAGCAAGCCCAAAUCUGACAGCAUGCUCAAGAAGAAACCUGAUUACAAGAUCCCAGGAAAGGCUCCUGGUAAACUAUCAGGUUAUGCCACCUUAGACCCAUCUUGGAUAACCAGGAUCAAGCAGAAGCAGAAGAAUUCCCCGACCCAGGUUCCUACGAAAGAGCUGAAUAGAGCUGGAGCAAAGGCUGACACUAAGGUGCCUAGAUAUGAGGGAGCUGACCUUGCAAAACAAAGCCAACAAAGAGAGAUUUCCACUUCCAAUGUCAAUAGACAGGAGAAGAAGGCAGAGAUGAAGUUACCUGACUCUAUCAAAGAAGUAGGAUAUGAAAAUGAGGAGAUAAUUCAAGUGCUUGCCAUGGGAAAAGAAACCAGAAAACCUUCAGCUCACCCAGCCAUGUUCCAAGAGCCAGAUGAGCCAAUCUGGUUCUCCAUGGCCAAGAAGAAAGCCAAAGCAUGGAGCCACAUAACAGAAACCAUGCAAUAAAUAGCUCCUGGGUGGAGCAUCAGCAUUUCAAAUGAUAAUUGCCAAGAGCUUUAUUAAUGCUAUGCACUGAAUUAUUUAGAUAUGUAACCAUUUUCUAAUAAGCAAAAAAGCCUUAUAAUAGGAAUUAAAGCUAAUAAUUAUGUGAGUGAGACAAAUGCCACAAAUGCCUAACGUUUAGUUCAGCCACUGCCAGCAUCUGAAAACCCAGCAUUUCCUCUAUAAAAACUAUGUAAAAUGUUUGCGGUACUAUAGAAUUUUGAAAUCUUUAACGUUGGACAAUGUGUUUUAGAAGGGCAAAAGCAAAAACAUUUUGUUGGAGCAACUAAGAUAGGGGUCAUUUCCCUUAAUCAAAAAAUUAAUUCUAGUGGAAAUGUCCAGAUCAUUUGGCCCAAGGAUUGGCUUUUAGGUUUAUGAGCCUAGUUAAGUGCUUUAGUUUUUGGUUGCUGCUCCAAGCUUUACCAAGACCCCUAGAAGAGGUGGUGGAAGUGAAAAUCCUGGGUCUCCAAGAAAAAUUUUGCACAGCCCAUCCCUCAGUCAGCCCAUUGCCCUUUAAAACACCUUCUUUGUAUACCUGGGAAAUCUCAAUGCCUGCAAUUUAUUCAGAGCUCUCUCUUUACACAUUCACCAUAUCAAUCUGUCACAGGUCUGGCAGCAGUGAGUACCUUCCUGUGAGGCAGAAUAUUUCUUGGAGAUUAUCAUGCUCCUCUGGAUGGUUAGUUCACCAGUCUUUGACUGCUUUCCCCAAUGCCACUGCGACCCUCUCCAGUUGCUCAGAAGUGUACUAGAUAUCAUAUAUAUCCUGUUUGUUGUUGCUGUUAAUCCUCAACCAAAGAUAUUUUCCAUUGAUUUUUUUAGAGAGAGUGAAAGGGGUGGGGGAGAAAGAGAGAAACAUCAAUCUGAGAGAGACACGUUGGCAGUUGCCUCCUGCAUACGCCCCUACCAGACCAGGGAUGGAGCCUGCAACCGAGGUACAUGCCCUUGACCGGAAUCCAGUCCGAGACCCUUCAUUCCAUGGGCAGACACUCUAUCCUCUGAGCCAAACUGGCUAGGCCCAUAUCCUAUUUUAUAAGCACUAAAGACCCUGUUGAAAUUCAAAAUUCUGUAGAUGCCAAAAUAUAUACUUUUAGUCAAAAUACCUUCCAUGAAGGAAGUCUGGGGCCACUGGAGAGAUGCCUUACCCCCUGGCUCCAGAUUGAAGGUGAAGACCCCUGCAUAGCCUAGUUUCUUUUCCCUUUCCCUCAGAAAUCUCUGUUUCACAAGAUUUUAGCCCAAAGCAAGACUGCCAUAGAACAGUUAAAUUUCUGGUAACUGGAAGCCUUGAGUGAUUAAAUCAGCCUCUUCCUGCCCUCUUUCCUGAAGACACACACCUCAAAAGUUUGACAGCCCUCACCUCCUCAGUGAGUGACUCACCCUUCCCUCCUAUUCCAUUCUCCAAAUAUACCAAACACUAAGGGGGAGCUCCAUUUGGAUGCCUGCACAGCACCUAGCUCAUUUUCUUAGGAGACCCAGAAGUGUCUUAUUAUAACUUUCACUGUGUCUGCCUCUACCACCUCAGGGCUACUUUGUUUAAAGAGAAAUGCAGGGAUAGAUACAACUGCACCUUUAAGUUCUGAGUGGGAUGUUGCUUCAUGGAAAAGAAAUUCAGAUGGGCAGUGAGAUGCUAGAGCUAAUUUCAAUGCUUUCAGUGCUUGGUUUUGCUGAUGGUAUAGUGUGACAUUGUAUAAUCAUAUGCUGGAUUUUGCAUUUUCCCUAUAAAACUAUUUUUCCUGGUAUUGUAUCUUUAUCCUUUUGAUAAUGUUAGGUUUUUGAUUGAUUUGCUUUGAUUUUCUUUGUAUUCCCAUAGUGAAUAGUUCAUUAAGAUAGAUACCCUUUACCCAGGUAAUCAUGUAGAUAAGUUGCUAUACCUCCCUUCCCCCUUUUCUCAGGGUGGACCACUAUUAGGUUAUUCUCACUCUAAGAACACUCCAUUAACAAUUUCUUUUCCACAGGUAAUAACAAAACUCUGUUUUAAAGUAGAUGCUAAGUUUUUUUUUAAUGCCUGUAGACACAUUUUGACAAGUUUUCAGUUUUUAGCAUUCUUGAUUUUGGCUAUAUGCAAAGCAAAUAAAAUAAAUAAAGCUUG